GCGGUAGCAGCGACACUCUUACUGUAUGUUCUCAGGUCCGGGCUCCCAGCGAGCUUCCUAGAGCUGCAGUAGCCCAAGUUUUAAUGCAUCAGUGUCGAACAGGUUAUGGGCGCUAGCGGCAGACUUCAGCUGCAUUCGAUAGAAUUCGGAGUUCGCAAUUCGGCACAGCCGUAGCCGGCCGCUUGAUGGGAGGACCUACCGACUGACCGAAAUUCACUAUUAGCUUCAUCAUGGCCUCCGCACCGACCCUCGAGGUCGUGGGCCUGGGGCAGGUCCCGACGCCGUCGCCCCGAGCAGCGAUGCUGAACCCGGCGUCCAGGCUUGAGAGCAGCGCGUGGCGUGUGCAGCUAUUAGGACAGGCCAACGAUUUCAACCACAGCAGCUUGCCCAGCUCGUCGGCUCAGGCGUCACUCCUCCUGCUGCUCCCGCUGCGGCAGCUGGCGGUCCCCUGCUCGACUGGUCCCACGCCGACAGCCCUAUCGGCGGCUACGCAUCGGGCGCACCCAGCAGUCCCUCGACUCCACCUCACGCCCUCGCCCGGUUCAAAUGCCUCCAGCCCCGCUACGCACAGCAGUGGGCAGGUGGGGAUAAGUAGCCAAGCCGACGGCCCCCUUCCUUCCGGCGGCCCCAUAGCUACAUCCACGUGCGGCGGCUCCGACAGCAGCAGCGCGGACAGCAGCAGCCGUGCCAGCUCAUGGCAACGGCUGGAUGACGCUAUAUUCGUAAGCAGCUCAAGCGCUGUGCAACCGAAACGUCAGUCAGGUACAGGCGACUGGGCAUCGGGCCGCUCAGUCGUGGGGGACGUGACUGGCGCUGGCUCCCUGGUGGCGCCGGAAGCAGUGCCCAACGGCCGUGCCAUGCCAAGGCGCCUCGCACCCUCACAGAACGACGGGGCGCCGCCAGCCCUGCAGCCCCCACCGCAGCUGCUACUGUCGCCACAGCGCCGGCAGCCGCCGCCGCAGCCUGUAGUGGCCAUGGAGGUCCUUGCGGCGGCGGAGCGCCAGGCGGUGGCGGCCUUCCCCGCGCUCAACAUGAACAGCCCGGGGCGGCCACGACGACAGUCAAUAGGGGUGCCGCAACACCAGCCACAGCAGCCGACGCAGCAGCAGGGGGACCGGACGCCGCGCCUCGGGCCCACGCGCUCCCAGCCACAUAUAUCCAUUAUUCCGCGUGAGGCGCCGCCGCUGCUGCAGCUGCUGUGCGUUGGCGGACACCAUGACCAGCCCCAACAACUGCAGGCGCAUCCGCAGCAGCCGCCCGUUAAGAUGCAGCCGCAGCGCAAGGCUGACCCCUGGACCUCCUCGGCAGCCACAGCCACUGCACCUGCCGCUUCUGCAGCUGUUGGCGGGUUCGGCAGUUGCUGCUCCCGGCCCUGCCUGCUGCCCACGGCCAGCAAGGGCCGGCCGCGCGCUGCCUCAUUCGACACGCCUCGGACCAAGGGCGCAGGCUGCAGUGCGGCCAGCUGCUGCGGCGGCAGCAACACCUCUUGCGGGGGCAAUGGCGACACGGCGGUGGCAGCAGCAGGCCUGCCGGCCCUACUGCGCCUGGCGGCAGUGGGCACCAGCUUCAGCUGCAGCGGGGCCGUGUGCGGCGGGGCCGGCGGCAAUGCUAGCGCCAGCAGUGAGGCGCGGCCCGCACAGGUGCUUCAGCAGCUGAAGCUGCCCUCGCUGGGCACCGUGGCGGCGGCCACGGCUGCAGGCGGCGGCGGUGGUAAUGGCGGGGGCGAGAGUAAGGUGGCGGCAGUGGCGACGCCCGGGUGUGAGUGGGCGGCCGCCAUGCCCAGCUGUCGGCCCACAAACGCCGGCGUGGGCCAUGUGGCUGCCAGCAGCAUUGGCGGCGGCGCUCCCGCUCGGGGCUGGACCAGUGCACGGGUGGCGGACCCGGUGAUGGUGGGGCCAGUGGCGGCAGCGCCCAGCGCCCGCAAGUGGGAGGCGCCUGCGGUAGGCGUGCAGUAAUGCUUGGUGUCUUAUGGGUGUUGACUGUGGAGGUUUGGCCUUCCGAUGUGAUUACGGUGAUGUGUCUACAAUGACGACGUACAGUUUGACUAUUGGUGUUAUGACACCAUGGACUCGCAUCUGGAAUGCAAAUGUUGCCCAACGUGCUGCCCUUGUUAUGAUAUUCUAAUUGAGUGGGUCCUUCGUGUUAUGGUGGUUGUGUGUGGGUUGAUGUGUAUGUGCAUGGGUCCUUUGGAGGGCACUAGGACAGCUGUGCGCAAUGACCCAUGAAGCUUGCUUGCCAGCCCGCCGCACGUGUGAUUACCGGGAGAGUGAAGCUGGACCAAGGGGCCAAGAUUUCAGACAGCCAGCUUGCCGUACGGGCGGCCAAGUAUAACAUGACCGCCACCACUGGUCGGGGCUGGAUUGCUGUGUAGCUGCGGCGCCGUCAUGGACCGGUCGUACUGCCGUCUCAACACCGCGGCAGAGGCACUGCGGAUGUAGGGCAAGGACAUGGUCCUCGCCUAGGCAGGGGGGGGGCGGAACACGGCAGGGGCCGGGACGGCAUGGUGCUAGCCGGUUGUACGAGGCGCAGGGCACAAGAAUGGUAUCGCCGCGGUGGCCACCGUGCUUCUGACGUAAGCUGACCAUGACGGAAGACUGAAAGGUUGUGUAGCCCCCGUGAACAUGAUGAUCGUGUAGAGAUCAUUACGACUGCCAGGUUGAAUUGAUGUGCGACAAGCGGGGGAGCCGCCCCGAUAUAUGUAUACCGUAGAUUGCGUGUUUCGAAGAGAACUGCAAAGGACCGGGAAGGCCAAGAGUGGUCGGUGCUGAUGGGGCUGGGAGUUACUCGCGCUCGCGGAAGCCAUGGCGUGGGGUCCGCAUUGCUACAGUGCCCUCCACGUGGUAGGCCAUCCGUGGCUCUCGCCAACGCGGCGCCCCACACGCAAACAGUGUGUUGAGCUUGUGUCUAGCACAUACGACCACUCAGGACGGUGUAAGAGGGCUAGCGAUGAGACAGGAUCAACCUGUCUAGCUCCUCACGUCACGGACCUAGGCCGGACGGCCGGGGAGGACAGGACAAGUGCCUGGGUGGGGUGGGCCUGGGCGCUGCCUGGGUGGGUGGUGUGGGCGGCCCAUGCGCCCAUCGUCAGUCGCGAGUAAACUUACCCGCCCACGCAAUCAAUUUUGUAAAAGUGAAUACCG
Chlamydomonas reinhardtii is the source of this 3140-nucleotide messenger RNA. RefSeq lists its product as uncharacterized. The record is from RefSeq and is a predicted model, not a curated record. The transcript has a single exon. Lineage: Eukaryota; Viridiplantae; Chlorophyta; Chlorophyceae; Chlamydomonadales; Chlamydomonadaceae. The coding region runs from base 231 to 1955 and encodes 574 amino acids.